Molecule: messenger RNA, 774 nt
Organism: Phytophthora sojae
Lineage: Eukaryota; Oomycota; Peronosporomycetes; Peronosporales; Peronosporaceae
Exons: 2
Coding region: 1-774 (257 amino acids)
Source: RefSeq, a predicted model, not a curated record
AUGAAGCUCCUGACAACCCUGGCCGUCGCUACUUUUCUUGGCGUUGCCUCCGCGACCGAUGCGUCGGUUGAAACGGAGUCCAAGUCGGCCGUCCGCAAUUUGCGAGUGCAGAUAUCCGAGCAAGUGCCUGCCAUUCCGGCUCCUGCUGGAGGGCCCACCUCGCCUCGCCCUCAAUCGCCGCUCCAACACGCGCGGCACCCGUCGUCGCCCAAGGCCGAGCCGCAGAGGGGGAACGGACACGAGUCCCGCCACGGUGGUGACCGUGGCCAUGACCAUGGCGGUGACCAUGAGACGAACCGACGCAGCCCGACGCCGCGUUCACCGCAACACGGUUCCCCUCAGCGACCUCGUUCGCCGAACCACGGCGACCAUCUCUCCGUUGUGACGCCUGCGGGGCGGGGGCGCCAUGACGGCCGCGACUACGAGAGCGACCGAUGGAGUCCCACCACACCUCCACGUUCGCCUCGCCACUGGGGCCACCCGUCGAGCCCGAUGUUCGCGCCUGCGAGACGCGGUCACCACGAUGUUCAUGACUAUGGAUACCACGAUGGUCGCGACUACGAGGACUACGAAUGGAGGACCACCGCGCCUCCGCGUGCUCCUCGCCACUGGGGCCACCCCGCCAGUCCGACGGCGGCACCGGCGUGGCACGGUCACCACGACGACCGCGACCAUGAAAGCUACGGAUGGGCUACGGUUGAACCGGGCCGUCGGCCUCGCAACUCCGAGCCGCGCUCGCCUCGCCACUCGCGACCGUCUUCGCCUCACUUUUGA